AUGGUAGCAGCGUACGACUUCAUUAUCGUAGGAGGCGGUACUUCAGGUUGCCUUCUUGCGCAUCGGCUAUCCCACUCCGCGCGCAAACCAUCUGUUCUCCUUCUUGAGGCCGGGAGCAGCCCCUCUGGUGAUUUUCUUCACGCACCCUACCAUCGGUACUAUGCGCAAGCGCUCCGACCUGAUCUAGACCACGGCUAUGUCUCCGAGCCCGAACCCGCUCUGAACGGUAGAACAAUACCGUACACGCGGGGAAAAGGCCUAGGUGGAAGUUCCAUUUUGAAUUUCGCCGUGUAUCUGUACGGAAGUCGUGAGGACUAUAAUCGCUGGAGUGACCUGGUAGACGACGAGAGCUGGAAAUGGGAAUCUGUCAAGAGAUCUUUCGAAGCCAUCGAGAACUAUGACUUUUCCGGCUCAAAAGAUUACAAGCAUAUCGCUGAACCGAGCACGAACGCUCAUGGCACGAAAGGCCAGUUGAAGGUCGGUCUUCCGCCUGUGCUCGAGAAGAGCGUGGUGCCGCAGAUGGAGGCGCUGGCUGCAGCUGGGGAGAAGAUUGUUCUCGAUGCCAAUUCGGGAAAUCCGGUGGGCAUAAUGGUCUUUCCACAUAGCUAUAGUAAAGACGGGAGAAGUACUAGUGCGAUCGCACAUCUUAUGCACCCGCCGAGCAACCUUGAGAUAUGGACAGAUGCGAAAGCGGAGAAGUUCGUAUGGGAGGGGAAGAAGGUCACCGGAGUCGUUCUCGAAGAUGGGCGGCAAGCGACGGCAAACAACGAAGUCAUUAUCUGUGGUGGCUCGAUCGACUCACCUAAGCUCUUACUUCUCAAUGGCAUCGGACCAAAAUCCGAUCUGGAAGCUCUCGGCAUCGAUGUCAAAGUCGACUUACCCGGCGUAGGCAAGCACCUGAAAGACCACGUCCUUACUUUCAUGACGGUAGAAGUCUCAGGCACAAUCAACGACAAAUACGCUUUUGAUAGCAAUCCCGACCUCAUCGCCGCAGCCCAAGAGUCCUGGACCAAAGACCAAACUGGUGCUUUCGCUCUACAGCACUCGUCGCUCUGGGGCGGCUUCCUCAAACUGCCAGAUUUACAAUCGUAUAAAGAGUACUCUGCGCUUCCGCCAGAUCUCCAAGAAUUCUUGUCCAGAGACCAAGUCCCAGCGUACGAGUUCCUCAACAACUCGAUACUGUGGCCGCCAGGCACACAGUUGGAUGCAGGAAACACGUACAUGACUUUCAUCGCUUUUCUCAUGAACCCGCAAUCCAGCGGCUCUAUCAAACUGCGGUCCAAGAAUGCAUCCGACAAGCCAAUCAUCACGUUGAACUACCUCACGCACCCCUACGACGUCCGCAUCUUCCGCGAAGCUAUCCGCAGCACAUGGACGAAGCUGACAGGUAACCCUACCAUCGCGCCGCAUAUUGUGCGCACGGUUCUAGGCCCUGAGUCCAUGGGAGACGCGGAUGUAGAUCGGUUUGCGAGCGAGAAUGCGGGUACCGUGUGGCAUGCGUGCGGGACGUGCAAGAUGGGUAAGGAAGGUGAUGAAGAGGCAGUCGUGGACAAGAACUUCAGAGUUCGGGGAGUGGAGGGGUUACGAGUUGUUGAUAUGAGUGUUGCGCCGGUUGUGACGAACAACCACUCGCAGGCUACGGCCUAUUUGAUUGCGCAAAAGGCAGCGGAGAAGAUGGUCCAAGAGUAUGAGCUGGACAGGGAGGGCUGA
Messenger RNA from Alternaria viburni, 1710 nucleotides. RefSeq lists its product as uncharacterized. Bases 1 to 1710 code for a protein of 569 amino acids. The transcript has 3 exons. The record is from RefSeq and is a predicted model, not a curated record. Gene Ontology annotation, molecular function: oxidoreductase activity, acting on CH-OH group of donors; flavin adenine dinucleotide binding. Lineage: Eukaryota; Fungi; Ascomycota; Dothideomycetes; Pleosporales; Pleosporaceae.